UUUGCAAGCAGCGCUGGUGGGUGUGGGCUGCGCUAAGUUUUCUUUAAAUUUGUUUCUACCUUGUGUAUUUAUUAAAAAAAUAAGUUCUCGGCAACAUGGGUGACGCCAUGAACGUAGAGGUUAAGGAUAUUGAUAAGCUGAUGGCGUUGGAUGGCUACCUCAAGCCCUUUGAACGUGAGAUACGUCGCCGACAUGGCGUGCUGCAGGAAUGGAUUGGUAAAAUCAAUCAGUGCGAGGGAGGCAUGGAGGAGUUUUCGCAGGGCUACAAGUACUAUGGACUGCAUUUCCAGCCGGAUAAUUCAGUUAUUGCCCGCGAAUGGGCGCCAGGUGCCAGAGAUGUUUAUCUAACAGGAGAUUUCAACAACUGGCACUGGGAGUCGCAUCCUUUCAAGAAACUGCCUUUUGGCAAAUGGGAGCUGCAUUUGCCCGCCAAUCAGGAUGGCAGCGCACCUAUUAAGCAUCUUAGCGAGAUCAAGGUUAUUAUACGCAACCAAGCUGGUCAGCUGCUGGAUCGCUUAUCGCCUUGGGCCAAAUAUGUGGUCCAACCACCCAAAGAGGCCAACCAGGGCGUCAACUACAAGCAAUAUGUGUGGAACCCACCGGCUACAGAGCGUUAUCUACGCAAGCAUUCGCGUCCAGCCAAACCAAAGUCUUUGAGAAUCUAUGAGUGUCAUGUUGGCAUAGCCUCCCAAGAGCCGCGUGUGGGCAGCUACGAUGAAUUUGCUGAUCGCAUUGUGCCGCGCAUUAAGCGCCAGGGCUACAACUGCAUACAGGUGAUGGCCAUCAUGGAGCAUGCCUACUAUGCUAGCUUUGGUUAUCAGGUAACCAGUUUCUAUGCUGCCUCCAGUCGUUGCGGCAAUCCAGAGCAACUUAAGCGCAUGAUUGAUGUAGCUCAUGCCCAAGGACUCUAUGUGCUGCUGGACGUUGUGCACUCCCAUGCAUCGAAGAAUGUCCAGGAUGGCUUAAAUCAGUUCGAUGGCACCAACAGUUGCUUCUUCCAUGAUGGCGCUAAGGGCGAGCAUUCACUGUGGGACAGUCGUUUGUUCAACUAUGUUGAACAUGAAGUGUUGCGCUUUUUGCUAUCCAAUCUACGCUGGUGGCACGAUGAGUAUAAUUUUGACGGUUAUCGCUUUGAUGGCGUCACAUCCAUGUUGUAUCAUUCUCGUGGCAUUGGCGAGGGCUUUAGUGGCGACUAUAAUGAAUACUUUGGGCUGAAUGUGGACACCGAUGCGCUCAACUAUUUGGGCUUGGCAAAUCAUAUGCUGCAUCAGUUGGAUCCAGAGAUUAUAACCAUAGCAGAGGAUGUCUCUGGCAUGCCAACUUUGUGUCGUCCUGUCGCGGAGGGCGGCAUUGGUUUCGAUUAUCGCCUAGGCAUGGCCAUUCCCGACAAGUGGAUUGAGCUGCUUAAGGAAACGAGCGACGAUGAAUGGAACAUUGGCAAUAUUGUGCAUACGCUCACCAAUCGUCGCUGGAUGGAGAAUACUGUUGCCUAUGCCGAAUCGCAUGAUCAAGCUCUUGUCGGCGACAAGACAAUUGCCUUUUGGUUGAUGGACAAAGAAAUGUACACGCACAUGUCCACAUUGUCGGAUCCUUCGCUUAUCAUUGAUCGUGGCCUAUCGCUGCAUAAGAUGAUACGGCUCAUUACGCAUGCAUUGGGUGGAGAGGCGUAUCUUAAUUUCAUGGGCAAUGAAUUUGGUCAUCCGGAGUGGCUGGACUUUCCGCGUAUUGGCAACAAUGAUUCGUAUCAUUAUGCGCGCCGCCAAUGGAAUCUGGUAGAUGAUGAGCUGCUUAAGUAUAAGUAUCUAAACGAAUUUGAUCGCGCCAUGAAUGAGCUGGAGGAGCGCUAUGGCUGGCUGCACGCGGGUCCUGCCUACGUCAGCUGGAAGCAUGAGAGCGACAAGACCAUUGCCUUUGAGCGUGGUGGACUUGUGUUUGUCUUUAAUAUCCAUCCGACGCAGAGCUUUAGCGAUUAUCGCGUCGGCACCAACUGGGCGGGCACCUAUCAGGCUGUGCUCUCAUCGGAUGAUCCGCUCUUUGGUGGUCACAAUCGCAUCGAUAAGAACUGCAAGCAUCAUUCUGAUCCUCUUGGCUAUGCCGGACGUACAAAUUUCAUUCAAAUUUAUGCUCCAUCACGCACGGCUGUAGUUUAUGCACGCGUGAGUGAUUAAUUUACUGAUUGUUAAUAUACAUAUAUAUUUUUUAUAUAUAAAUUGUAUAAAAUUUAUAUGAAUUCAAAAUUUAGUCUUAGGCGUUGUUAAAGUUACGCAUGCCAUCAUUGAAAAAUAUACAAACAAAGAGAUAGUUUUAUAAAUGGUUUAUGGUUUUGUAAAAUAGAUGGUUAACAAUAAUUGCAAAUAAACAAUUUUGUUAAGUGUUACUAACAUAGU
This is a messenger RNA of Drosophila busckii, 2387 nucleotides long. RefSeq names its product 1,4-alpha-glucan-branching enzyme (gene AGBE). Gene Ontology annotation, biological process: glycogen biosynthetic process. The transcript has 4 exons. The record is from RefSeq and is a predicted model, not a curated record. The coding region runs from base 96 to 2168 and encodes 690 amino acids. NCBI's taxonomy places the organism in Eukaryota, Metazoa, Arthropoda, Insecta, Diptera, Drosophilidae. Gene Ontology annotation, molecular function: cation binding; 1,4-alpha-glucan branching enzyme activity; hydrolase activity, hydrolyzing O-glycosyl compounds. Gene Ontology annotation, cellular component: cytoplasm.